This is a messenger RNA of Culex pipiens pallens (northern house mosquito), 363 nucleotides long. Its product is annotated as 26S proteasome regulatory subunit 6A-B-like. The record is from RefSeq and is a predicted model, not a curated record. Gene Ontology annotation, biological process: proteasome-mediated ubiquitin-dependent protein catabolic process. Lineage: Eukaryota; Metazoa; Arthropoda; Insecta; Diptera; Culicidae. Gene Ontology annotation, cellular component: proteasome regulatory particle, base subcomplex. Gene Ontology annotation, molecular function: proteasome-activating activity. The transcript is spliced from 3 exons. The coding region runs from base 1 to 363 and encodes 120 amino acids.
AUGGCGGCAACCCUGGAGGACAAGUCGAUCGAGCUGCUAGAAGCUCAAGCCGGGCGAUUUGGUGGGCGUGAACUGGACUCGUACCUCAUCCUGGAGACACUUCCGGCCGAGUACGACGCGCGCGUCAAGUCGAUGGAGGUGGGCGAACGGCCCACCGAGCAGUACUCGGACAUUGGCAGGCUGGACCGUCGUGCUGUCGAUGCCGCGCAAGGACAAUCGACCUUCCUGAAGCUGGCCGGGCCACAGCUGGUGCAGAUGUCCACCGGAGACGGUGCCAAGCUCGUCCGGGACGCGUUCGAACUGGCCAAGGAAAAGGCGCCGGCGAUUACUUCCUGCACGCGUCUACGCUGCAGACGCAUCUAG